This is a messenger RNA of Peniophora sp. CBMAI 1063, 1173 nucleotides long. The record is from the annotation of a GenBank genome assembly. NCBI's taxonomy places the organism in Eukaryota, Fungi, Basidiomycota, Agaricomycetes, Russulales, Peniophoraceae.
AUGGCGUUCCACAUGCCAUACUCCCCGCUAUCCUCCCCAGUAUUCGCACCACCCUCAAACCCAUUUUCGAAUGCCUCGCCAACAACACGGCGCGCCACGCGCCCACCACUCAGCACAGCCGCAACGUCCGCCCAGGUUCCCGCGAAGCCGGGUGUGAGCAUGGAGGAUUGGGACGCGCGAUGUCCUCUACCAGAAAUCGCCACGCAGAGCGUCGAAGCUAUCAAAGAACGUGCUACGCGUCCUGUGCGAGUAUCUCAGGCGUAUCCCGCGUCUGAGGGCGGGAGUACGCGACCCGGGACGCCGCUGGCUAAGGGCUCGCCGCUAUUAUCGUCGAAGAGUUUGGCCUCGAUGAACGCCCGAGCAGCCACACCCGUUGGGAAGCCACACGCGUUGCAUCCAACACAACCUAUUGCCACACCUCAAGCUUUCUUCGACUGGCUUGCCCUCGUCGAUCGCGCGGCCACGCAUUCUCAGGAAGCCCACUUUCGCGCACAUCUCGCUUCGCUAUCCGACCAUUUGGACACAUGUACUUCGCUAUUGACUCUGACAUCGGCCGUACAAGCUGAAGUGGACGCGAUGCUGGUGGACUGGAGAAGCGUAGAGGAGGGUGGGCGGAGUCUUCAAGACGCGUGUGCGCGUCUACUUGGAGAGAGGGAGGAGCUGGUACGGGCUGAGGAGGAAAUAGCCGGAAGGAUGGAGGUGUUUGCGGAGCUGGAGGGUGCUACGCGAAUGCUGAACGCGCCGGGAGAGAGUCUAGUCAUGCGUGGUGACUUCUUGGAUAUGGUCGAACGCGUCGACGCAUGUAUCGGCUUCUUGCGAGAACACAGGCAAUAUAAGGAAGCAGAACUGUACUUGUUGCGCUUCAAACAGUGUCUGGUUCGAGCAAUGACAUUGAUCCGCAUGUACUUCGUCGGGAGUUUGCGUGCUUUGAACGCAGACGUGAGCAAGCGUUUGAGCGAGAAGGACGUGUCCGCAACGGCAACACAUCAUCUACUGUACACCCGCUUCCGAUCGGUAGCUGGUCCUCUNCCUCUGUCCCCGUUACUGGGAGAGCUCGAAAGACGAGUCGCCCAGCACCCUGCAACGCUUGGCAGUCACUACUCGCAGUCAGGGGUUUCCAACACCCAGCCAAGAAUGGGUCCGGCCGUUCCGAAUGGACCUGGCCAGAUUUAA